Messenger RNA from Macrosteles quadrilineatus (aster leafhopper), 1032 nucleotides. RefSeq names its product UMP-CMP kinase 2, mitochondrial-like. Gene Ontology annotation, molecular function: dTMP kinase activity. The record is from RefSeq and is a predicted model, not a curated record. The transcript is spliced from 6 exons. NCBI's taxonomy places the organism in Eukaryota, Metazoa, Arthropoda, Insecta, Hemiptera, Cicadellidae. Gene Ontology annotation, cellular component: cytoplasm; mitochondrion. Gene Ontology annotation, biological process: dTTP biosynthetic process; dUDP biosynthetic process; dTDP biosynthetic process. The coding region runs from base 120 to 956 and encodes 278 amino acids.
GACGAUUCAGAUGGUUUGAAUGAUAAUACAUAUUUUAUUGGUGAGAAGAGCUCUAACAGUCUUCUACAUAGUCUGUGUACAAAAUGGAGCUGAAAUGGGUUUGAGAAAGUUUGUAAAUUAUGACAUUAUUUAAAAUCGUGAAAGAACUUACUCUAGUAAAAUGUAUAACAAUGAUAUUCUUCUUGAUUGUGAACUUUUUCGCGCCUUCCCACCCUGAUGAAUUGAAAGAGUUAGGAUUCAAGAAAAGUGUUAAGUUUGGAGUUUUUUAUUCAUUACAAACGAUUCUGGAUACUCUUGAUGAAAAACGAUUCCAAGCUAAGCCGAGAGUACACCAGUUGUUGACGACGUUUGAGCGCCACUGCCGGCCUCAAAGUGACAAACCCCUCACACCGCGGCGACCCUACCCCUUCAUUGUCAUUGAAGGAGCCCAAAGAACUGGUAGACGGAUCCUAGGCAAAACACUUGCCAAAAGUAUCGGUGCCAAAGUCGUAGGAGGAGUUCCUAGAUGUAUGAUAAAACUGAGGCAUGAGUUUGAAGACGAGAGUGAUUUAAAAAGAUUAUUCUUCGGGCUUUGCAACUACGUUACGGCGUUCAAUGUACGACACAUGUUAGAACAUAUGCCCGUAGUGCUGAUUGGAUACUGGAUGGACCAAGCAACCUUCAACAUAGCAAAAGAGUGUGCUGAAGAGCUUCCUCCUUCAUCCUCCUUUAUCUACCAGUUCCCAGCUGAUCUGCUCAAACCCGAUCUGGUGUUCUACUUGAACACUCCCAGGGAGGAAACAGCUAACUUUGCAGAUCUGGAGUUCAACAAAAGGAUAAUGGAGGUGUACCGGAUGCUGCGAGAACCCAGUGUUGUUGAAGUCCAGAGUAAAUAUGUCACUGAUGAAUUUAUCAACGAACUUAGAACUAUUAUUAGAGAUAAGUUACAAAAUAAGUUUCCUCAUUUGAUUUUGUGAUGUUUGAAAUUUUGAAGACUGUGUAAAUCCAUCAUGUAUUGCAUAUAUUAUAAGGUAUAUAAAUACUUAAGUUUUU